Messenger RNA from Dendroctonus ponderosae (mountain pine beetle), 2294 nucleotides. RefSeq names its product rac GTPase-activating protein 1 (gene tum). NCBI's taxonomy places the organism in Eukaryota, Metazoa, Arthropoda, Insecta, Coleoptera, Curculionidae. The coding region runs from base 281 to 2185 and encodes 634 amino acids. The transcript has 12 exons. Gene Ontology annotation, biological process: signal transduction. The record is from RefSeq and is a predicted model, not a curated record.
UGUUGGUUUGUUUGCAGGCGCCGACAACCUGGCUACAAGAUCUCUGACAGAUGUCAAACGUUAACCAUACGCGUUUAAACUAACCGUCGAUUUUAGUUGCUAACGGUUUCAGUGCAAUUUUAAACACUUUGUGGGUGUUUUUUUGGGAUUAUCCAAUCAGGGGCCCAACAGGGAAGCUUCUGUUGUUUUUAACCCUUGUUUUUGGCUCAGACUGAGUCGAUAACACCAAUCUGUACAAAGCAAGUUGCUAGUCCAUGCUAGUUGCACUUGAGGAUACACGAUGGAUACCCCAUUCAAAACUCCCCAAUCUCGGAUUCUAAAGCGGUCCAACGAAGCCAUCUACACUCCCAGAGCCCUGUCGGAACGCUCGGAUUCAGAUGAAAGCAUCAGCUCCAAGAGUUCCAAGUGCGGCUCCCUGUCUGACCUGACUGUGGUGGCCCUAUACGACGACCUGAUGCGGCUCAUGAGCAAUAAAAGGGACAAAAGGACCGAAAGGUCAUUUGAGGCGUUCGCCCAAGAGUCGCAGCUGCUCUUGGAACGCUACUGCGAGCUGUUCCAGGAGUGCCAAAGGCUGCAGGCCCUGGUCAACCUAAAGGUGGACGAGUGCAGCGAGUCGGAGCACCGGAUGAACAAUGCACGCCUCCUGCUCGACGAGGAAAAGAAGAAAACCCGGCGAGUGCUCCACGAGAAUCGGCGCUUGCAAGAGCAACUUGAUCAGGUGAAGGAGCUGUUGUUGAAGGACAAUAUGAAGAUCAACGAAGAAGCCAAGCAAAAGUUAUUGUUUUUGGACAAUCACAACGGAUGUGAGCGCAACCUGAGGAACCUCAGCCGCAUCAACGAAGUGAACUCCACGGGUUCAAUGCUAUCAGAAUUCAGCUUUUCGCAGUCUGAGAAUGGGUUGGACACCUCGGAACACCCUUGCAACAAUAAUGAGAGGGUUUGGAAGAGGCGAAGCGGCGCUGCUGGCGAAACGGACCCCCCCGUGAAGAAGCGAAAGUCCGGCCACAAAGCCGUUGAGAUUGGUGUCGCUGAUACGGUCCGAACCACCACAACAGUAACCGUCAACAAAAAGGGCCCCAUCACAGCCACUUCCGUGAUUGAAUCAAUCCCCUACACAAACGGCACUGACUCCGAAAAGCCAACUCCGUCCAGUGAUGAUGGGAUCGGGUCGACUGCCCCCAGCAUGCCGCCCGCGCAUAUGGUGUUUGAAUCCUGGGCCAAAAACUCGAGCCCCGCCUGCAACCAGCCUAGAGCUCCAAAGCGUCAGCAUUCGCUGCAGCAGAAGACGCUAAUUGGGGGCGAUGUGUGCGCUUGUUGUCAGAAGAAACUCCGGUUUGGAAAAACGGCGCUGAAAUGUAAGGAAUGCCGGUCGCUGUGCCAUACUGAGUGCGCGGACUUGCUGCCCCUACCCUGUGUCCCUUUGGUGGACACUCCCAAUCACAAAAACCUUUUGAAGGUGAUCAGCAAUUACGCGCCCUCGCAGUCCCCCAUGGUGCCCGCCCUCAUUGUGCACUGCACCAACGAGAUCGAGCUGAGAGGCUUGAAAGAGUUGGGACUCUACCGGAUAUCGGCCUCUGAGAAGGAAGUGCGCUCUUUAAAGGAAAAGUUCCUGAAGGGACGCGGCUACCCAUCAAUUGUCCAAACAGAUAUUCAUGUGCUUUGCGGAUGCGUCAAGGACUUUCUGCGUAUGCUCACGGAGCCACUAGUGACUUAUGGGCGUUGGAAGGACUUUGUCCAUGCAGUUGAAGCCAAGGAUCAGCAGGACGUCGUCCCAGCUUUAAUUCAGUGCGUUUCUGAGCUGCCGCAGCCCAACCGCGACACUCUAGCAUACAUGAUGUUGCACUUGCAAAAGGUGGCCCAGGCGCCCGAAUGCAAGAUGCCCAUCGAGAAUUUGGCCAAAGUGUUCGGCCCCACCAUCGUGGGGUAUUCGUCGGACAACCCCAGCACCGAGACUCUGAUCUCAGAGACAAUGAAGCAGAUCAAGGUGUUGGAUUGCUUGAUCCGGCUGCCUGGCGAUUAUUGGGCGCGCUUUGUCGAUGUGGCCCCUGAGCCGCCAACCAGCGGCCUCAUACAGACCCCCAGCACCGAUUCGCUUUUCCUCGCCAGACUAUUCACACCGAAUGGUGCCAGAUCCACAGCGAAAAAGCAGCGAUAUUUCCAUACACCACCCGCGUACAAGCUAUAGGAAAUAAUCUAAGCUCGCCUUUUAACCCAUUUUUUUAAUUUUAUACUCUGUACCGGUUUAUUGAUCUGUUUUUGCCUACUUCGCGAAAUAUAUUUUCGAUUUUCAAUAA